AAUAGAUAAACAAAUAAAUAAACACACACACGUACAAACAGUGGUUGUAGGUGCAGUUAUUUGUGGGUUGUGUUGAGGCCUGAGGGGAUAUUGUAUUGUAUGGUCCGAAACCAAUGGCUACAACUACUGCUCAGAUUGCCAAUGGCGUCGGCAUCCGUAACUCCGGCCGCCCUACCUCCGCCGCUCCCUCCACUCCUGCUCUCACUUCAAACAGCAUCUUACUCAGUUUCACUCGUCCACGCGCCUCCACGCUUCGUUUUCACUCCGUAGUUAACUUCGCCGGUCGCUUCUCUGCCUUCCGUCGUUCUCCGCCGCCGUGUUCCUUACGCGCCUCCGCUUCAUCCGCCGAACAGCCUACAUCUUCAGCAGGGCAAGAUGUUGAAAAUUUGGUAAUCAUAGGAUCGGGUCCCGCGGGAUACACAGCAGCCAUUUAUGCAGCGCGUGCGAAUUUGAAGCCUGUAGUGUUUGAGGGGUAUCAAGUUGGCGGUGUUCCUGGUGGACAAUUGAUGACCACCACUGAAGUGGAGAACUUUCCAGGUUUCCCGGAGGGAAUUACUGGUCCAGACUUGAUGGAUAGGAUGCGCCGUCAAGCUGAGCGUUGGGGAGCAGAACUUCAUCAGGAGGAUGUAGAAUUUAUUGAUGCGAAUAACCGUCCUUUUACUGUGCAAAGCACUGACCGCAAGGUGAAAUGCCAUAGUAUUAUAGUAGCUACAGGAGCAACUGCCAAAAGAUUGAAUUUACCUCGCGAAGAUGAGUUUUGGAGUAGGGGAAUCAGUGCAUGCGCAAUUUGUGAUGGAGCUUCACCGCUUUUCAAGGGUCAAGUUCUUGCAGUUGUUGGUGGAGGUGAUACAGCUACUGAGGAAGCAAUAUAUUUGACUAAAUACGCUCGACAUGUUCAUUUACUUGUACGCAGGGACCAAAUGAGGGCAUCGAAAGCUAUGCAAGAUAGAGUUCUUGACAAUCCAAAUAUCACAGUGCACUACAACACAGAGACGGUGGAUGUUGUCAGCAACACAAAAGGACAAAUGUCUGGCAUAAAACUCAAGAAACUUGAUACCGGUGAGGAAUCAGUGCUGGAAGCUAAGGGCUUGUUCUAUGGAAUCGGUCAUACCCCAAACAGCCAGUUGUUACAAGGUCAAAUUGACCUUGAUAGCGCCGGUUAUAUAUUGGUCAAAGAUGGAAGUGCAGAGACUUCCUUAGAAGGUGUGUUUGCUGCUGGAGAUGUUCAGGAUCAUGAAUGGAGGCAAGCAAUAACUGCAGCUGGAUCAGGAUGCGUUGCUGCGCUCUCAGUGGAAAGAUAUCUUGUCGGCAAUAAUCUUCUUAUUGAAUUUCACCAGCCACAUACUGAAGAAGUUAAGAAAGAGCUCACGCCAAGAGACGUACAGGAAGGAUUUGACAUUUCGCUUACUAAGCACAGGGGCCAGUAUGCAUUGCGAAAAUUGUAUCACGAAAGUCCUAGACUCAUUUGUGUACUAUAUACAUCACCAACCUGCGGUCCAUGUAGGACAUUAAAGCCAAUUUUGGGAAAGGUUAUAGAUGAGUUUGAUCAGAAUGUUCAUUUUGUUGAGAUCGAUAUUGAAGAAGAUCCCGAGGUUGCUGAAGCCGCAAAUGUUAUGGGUACACCAUGUGUACAGUUCUUUAAGAACAAAGAAAUGAUCAGGACUGUAUCAGGGGUGAAAAUGAAGAAAGAGUACAGAGAAUUUAUUGAAGCAAAUAAGUGAGUUUUUCCUUAUUUCUCCUUACACUAGCUCAUGUUGUCAUUUUGUGUUUCAAUUUUGAUAUUGCAAAUUGGCUAGUUAAAUACUUCCUUGUAUUUUUUUAAUAUAUCUACUGAUUAAGUAACUUCAUCGCGAUAUAGUGUAUUAUAUUGCAAUGCAGCUUUAAAAAAUGUGAUAUUCGAUUUUGAAUUCAAGAAAAGAGAUUUGAG
Molecule: messenger RNA, 1927 nt
Organism: Helianthus annuus (common sunflower)
Lineage: Eukaryota; Viridiplantae; Streptophyta; Magnoliopsida; Asterales; Asteraceae
Product: thioredoxin reductase NTRC
Exons: 10
Coding region: 114-1721 (535 amino acids)
Biological process (GO): removal of superoxide radicals
Cellular component (GO): cytoplasm
Molecular function (GO): thioredoxin-disulfide reductase (NADPH) activity
Source: RefSeq, a predicted model, not a curated record